AUGAGUUUUUCUACGAAACGAAAGGCCAAGGUCAUCAAGAUCGCCGAUGAGGACUCCAGCGAAAAUGCCCCUUCAGCAGCAGGUGGCCACAGUGCUGGUAGCGAUGAACCCGUCAAACCAGUAUUUGGCGCAAAAGCUGGCCGUAAACCAUUUCGACAGUCGGGGCUAAGGAAAAGCUUCAAUCCUGCUGAUAGCGAGGGCCUGGGAGAUGCACCAGCCGCGAACGACGACGAGGAUGAUGGACCAGUGGUGGUUCGACCAGCGAUUAGUCGAUCGGGAUCUUUGAAAGGAAAGAAAAAAUCCAGUAAAUCUUCACGGCUUUCCUUUGGUGGAGACGAAAGCGCUGCAGGAGAUGAUGAGACAACCGAGGUAUUCACCCCCAAGAAACUGCCAUUGGGACGAGCUUUGGAAAACAGUGCUAUCAAAAGAGGACUGGGCACGAAGGGCCUUCCCAUGAGGACUGUUGGGGAUGACGACGACCGACCCAAAUACAGUAGAGAAUACCUUGAAGAGCUACAAUCAUCAACACCAAAUACUCCACAAAGGCCGUCAACACUGCCGCCCGAUGACGCCGAUCUCAUGGACCUGGAUGCUUCUGAACUUGAAGGCGCGGUUGUCGUUGAUUCGUCAGAGUUCAACCAACCACAACCAACGGCUAUUCUAACAGAAGCCGAGAUUCUAGAAAAGAAGGAACGGCGUAAACGAUUAGCUCUGGAGAAGGAUUUUCUAUCGGUUGAAGAUGAUGAAGAUCCCUUUGGUCGCAAAAAGAAGGAUGAUACACGGUUAAUAGCCGAGGACGAGGAUCUCGGUGAAGGGUUCGAUAAUUACGUUGAAGACGGUGGGCUUUCCUUGGGGAGACGUGCCGAAAAGGAGAGGCGGAAACAAGAUCGCAAGAUGAUGGAAGAGCUCAUCACAGCUGCCGAAGGACACACUUCAGAUUCCUCCUCCGAUAGCGAUGCCGAGAGACGAAUCGCAUACGAGGCUGCACAGACACGCGCAGGUAUGGACGGUCUGAAGAAGCCUCGAAAAGAUCCCAGCCAGGACUUGUUACAGGCGCCACCCAAGAUAUCACCUCUACCAAGCUUGACGGAAUGUCUAGCUCGUCUGCAGACUACGUUGAAGGGUAUGGAAGAGGCGAUGAAGGGGAAGCAAAACCGUGUUGAGAAACUGAAGAAGGAACGCGAGGAUAUUGUGAAGAGAGAGGGGGAGGUACAAGCUCUGCUGGAUGAGACGGGUAAGAAAUAUCAAGAAGCUAUGGGACAAGGAAAGGUCGUUGAAGGGAAGGGCGUGGAAAUCCCAGCAAAUGCGCCCGUGGAAAUGGUGGGAGCUAGGGGGCUCGAGACACUUGGUACGCCAUCAAGGAAACCCGAGGAAGAGGAGAUUUGA
This is a messenger RNA of Fusarium fujikuroi IMI 58289, 1386 nucleotides long. RefSeq lists its product as uncharacterized. Gene Ontology annotation, cellular component: U2-type post-mRNA release spliceosomal complex. The transcript is spliced from 2 exons. The record is from RefSeq and is a predicted model, not a curated record. Lineage: Eukaryota; Fungi; Ascomycota; Sordariomycetes; Hypocreales; Nectriaceae. The coding region runs from base 1 to 1386 and encodes 461 amino acids. Gene Ontology annotation, biological process: spliceosomal complex disassembly.